CGAUUACCAUUUGCUACACGAAUGACAAUCGGCUACAAGUACUCGCAUCAGACACAACUAAACCGGACCAGACUAAAGCAUAACUUGAAAGACAUAUUAAUACCUAGAGACUUUGACUUGACUACGCUUCAUUUGCCACGCAGGUGACGUCGUAACGAUUACAGAAAAAAACAUUAGAGAAAAAGUAAAAGUUGAGACGUUUUGAGAUUGCAAAUAAUAUUUAACCGGAACCGGAAUGGCAUCGGCAUUGACAAAUCUGUUACAAUCGCUGCGCAUUGGACCCCUGUCUUCGUCCAACAAAUCGAGCUCCAACGAUGUCUUAAUCAUGCCCAAAGUGGAGAAGAACAAAUCGAAAGUUGAACUACUUUCAGUUGCUGAAAUAACACUGGAGGAGGUAGCACACCACGAUAGCUUCGAUGAUUGCUGGAUUGUCAUCUAUGAUCGAGUCUAUGACGUCACAGAGUUCCUGCGAGAACAUCCGGGUGGCGAUGAUAUCAUUAUGGAUCAUGCUGGACGUGAUGCAACAAUUGCCUUUCAUGGAACUGGACAUUCCAGACAUGCCGUUGAGCAAUUGCGUCAUUUCCUAAUCGGAGAACUGCCUCCAAGUCAAUGCAUCUUUCGUUCCGGCAAUAACAAGGUCCUGUCCUCGGGCAUACCAGAGUGAUUUUGAUUGAUCAAUCAAGUCGGAAACAUUUCCUCGCUGCCGUCCGAUCUGUGGGUUAUCUGUUGUCAAAUACUUAUUUAUUUAGCAUAUAUUAUAUUUAAGCUUUUACUUUUAAUCUGUGCUGUUUUGUGUCUGUUUUUCCUGAGAUUUGUUUAUUCCCAAUUAACAUCAGUUCGCUCACCUCUAUAUUCGAUUCAUAAAACUGAUUAUACUUAAGUGCAAUUGCUUUAAAUUAAAUGAUUUUUAAUAUGAGAAAUCUACAUUUGUACAGUAA
Molecule: messenger RNA, 938 nt
Organism: Drosophila innubila
Lineage: Eukaryota; Metazoa; Arthropoda; Insecta; Diptera; Drosophilidae
Product: cytochrome b5
Exons: 1
Coding region: 236-664 (142 amino acids)
Cellular component (GO): intracellular membrane-bounded organelle; membrane
Molecular function (GO): heme binding
Source: RefSeq, a predicted model, not a curated record